Messenger RNA from Populus nigra (black poplar), 2744 nucleotides. Its product is annotated as G-type lectin S-receptor-like serine/threonine-protein kinase At5g24080. The coding region runs from base 101 to 2686 and encodes 861 amino acids. Gene Ontology annotation, molecular function: protein serine/threonine kinase activity; ATP binding. The transcript has 5 exons. Gene Ontology annotation, biological process: protein phosphorylation; recognition of pollen. Lineage: Eukaryota; Viridiplantae; Streptophyta; Magnoliopsida; Malpighiales; Salicaceae. The record is from RefSeq and is a predicted model, not a curated record.
UGCAUGGCCGUUGCUCUAUUUUGUAGUUUUAGUUCUUUCAAGUUCUUGACAUUAACACUCCUAGUCCACUGGCAGCCUGCAUGGUGCUGAGUUUGUGAUCAUGGCUAAUUGUUUGGUCUUUCUUCUCUUGGUUUUAGUUUGGCUUUGGGCUAGGGCUAGGGCUAGCCACAUUGGUUUGGGUUCAAGAUUGAUGGCUCGUGAUCAAAAUGAAGCAUGGGUUUCAGAUAAUGGUACGUUUGCUUUUGGUUUAACUCCAGCGGCUAAUGCUCGUGACCAAUUUCAAGUGGCCAUUUGGUUCGCAGAUCUUCCUGGUGAUCGAACCAUAGUUUGGUCAGCUAAUAGUGAUGAUCUGAUAUAUAGAAACUCCCUGGUCAACAAAAACGCAUUCCUGGAGCUGGACACCACCGGCAACCUAGUUCUAAUCGACGGCGAAAGAACAGUCUGGAUGUCAAACACCUCCGGCGCAGGCAUUACAUCAGCAAGCAUGGAAGAAACUGGCAACUUUAUCCUCCACACUGACACUAACCACUCAGCAUGGCAAAGUUUUGAACAUCCUUCCGAUACUUUACUUCCGAACCAGCCUUUAACAGUAUCCCUUGAACUAACAUCACCAAAAUCACCUUCACAGGGUGGCUAUUACUCACUCAAAAUGUUACAACAGCCUACUUCAUUAAGCCUUGCUUUAACAUACAACUUGCCUGAAACCUAUGAUGCUUCACCUGAAGCUUAUGCCAACUUUUCCUACUGGCCUGGACCGGAUAUUUCAAAUGUUACUGGGGAUGUUGUCGCGGUUUUGGAUGAUGCAGGAAGCUUUGGAAUUGUGUAUGGUGAAUCAUCAAACGGGGCAGUUUAUGUUUAUAAGAAUGAUGGUGACUAUAAUGGAUUAGGUUCAGCUACAAAUCAAUCAAGUACUCGGUCAGCAGUUCUUCGAAGACUGAUACUUGAGACUAAUGGGAAUUUGAGACUGUAUCGAUGGGAUAACAAUGUUAAUGGUUCACGGGAGUGGGUUCCAGAGUGGGCUGCAGUGUCAAAUCCUUGUGACAUUGCUGGAAUUUGUGGUAAUGGAGUAUGUAAUUUGGAUAGAAGCAAGACUAAUGCUUCUUGUACAUGCUUGCCUGGUACUUCCAAAGCAGGGGGUGAUAACUUCUGCGUGGAGAACUCAUCAUCGAUUGGAAGUUGUGAUUCCCGAAAUACAAAUCAAACAUCUGAGUUCAGGAUUGCAGCUGUGCAGCAAACAAGUUAUUUUUUCUCCGAUUUUUCGGUGGUAGCAAAUUACAGUGAUAUUCCUACAGUGUCAAAGUGUGGUGACGCUUGUCUAUCGGAUUGUGAGUGUGUAGCUUCUGUUUAUGGACUUGAUGAUGAGAAGCCUUAUUGUUGGAUACUGAGGAGCUUAGACUUUGGUGGAUAUGAGGACACUGGAUCCACCUUGUUUGUGAAGGUUAGAGGCAACGAAUCGAUGUCUCCAGGAGGCAAUAAAAGGGGGACAGAUGAUGAUAAUACAAGAAAGAAGGUUGUGGUUAUACCUAUAGUUCUCAGUAUGGCAAUUCUUGUUGGCCUACUAUGCUUAUUACUAUAUUUCAAUGUCCAUAAAAAGAGAUACUUGGAAAGAGCUAUGGAGAGCUCUCCUAUUCUUCCUGGUGCUCCUACACAUUUUACUUUCCGCGACUUGCAGAUUCGUACCUGCAAUUUUUCACAGCUACUUGGAACAGGAGGAUUUGGAAGUGUAUACAAGGGAAGCCUUGGAGAUGGAACUUUGGUUGCUGUAAAGAAGCUAGACAAGGUUUUACCUCAUGGGGAGAAAGAAUUUAUAACUGAAGUAAAUACCAUAGGCUCUAUGCAUCACAUGAACCUGGUUCGUCUAUGCGGGUACUGCUCGGAGGGAUUGCAACGUCUACUAGUUUAUGAGUUCCUGAAAAAUGGAUCAUUGGACAAAUGGAUCUUUCCUUCAUAUAGUUGCCGAGAUAGACUACUGGAUUGGUCAACUCGCUUCGAUAUAGCCAUUGCUACCGCAAAAGGGAUUGCGUACUUUCACGAGCAAUGCAGAGACCGGAUAAUUCACUGCGAUAUCAAGCCGGAGAAUAUUUUGUUAGAUGAGAAUUUCUGUCCUAAAGUAUCAGAUUUUGGACUAGCUAAGUUAAUGGGAAGGGAGCAUUCGCAUGUUGUGACCAUGGUUCGAGGAACUAGAGGCUAUUUGGCUCCAGAAUGGGUUAGCAACAGGCCUAUUACUGUGAAGGCUGAUGUUUAUAGUUAUGGAAUGCUUCUUUUGGAGAUUGUUGGUGGCAGAAGAAACCUUGACAUGUCUUUUGAUGCAGAGGACUUCUUUUACCCUGGGUGGGCUUUCAAGGCGAUGAUGAAUGAUACACCACUGAAAGCAGCAGAUCGCAGACUAGAAGGAUCAGUAAAAGAAGAAGAGCUAAUGAGAGCAGUGAAAGUUGCUUUUUGGUGCAUUCAAGAUGAGGUCUACUCGAGACCUUCAAUGGGAGAAGUGGUGAAAAUGCUAGAAGGAUCAAUGGAGAUAAACACACCACCAAUGCCACAAACUGUCUUGGAAUUGAUAGAAGAAGGCUUAGAUCAAGUUUACAAGGCCAUGAAGAGAGAAUUCAAUCAAUAUAGCUCCUUCACCACUGCUACUGGUCACCCGUCAUCUCAUGCUACGUGCAGUUAUUCAACAAUGUCACCCAGAUAGGACAAAGGACAAUAUUUUGUUUGACUUGAUAAUGUCACUGCGUUAAUUUAAGUUUUAA